AUGAUGGUUCCCCGGGCUUUUCUGUUCAGCUCUGUUCCAUCUCCCAAGUUCUCUCGCCAGCAUGGGGAGAAAUCCCCCGUGCCCGAUCCGACUAUGAACUCCUCGGCACAAAACGUCGGCCCUGGCCUGGAUCUUCCCGAUAAGGAGGACCUGUCGCCCACGCAGACGAGACCCGUCGUCAUCCCUCCGAAACGCCCGUCUCGAACGUCCCACACAACCAAUUUGGCCGAAAAGAACCCCAGAACCCCGAGAACUUGCAAAACCACCAGUCGCUCGUCCUCUACUGCUUCACGAGACCGCUCUGUCCCGAAUUCGAUAGCCUCGAUUUUGGAAGCCACUGCCAUCCCCGUCCCUAGACGCCACCGCACCGUUCGAGAAUCUAGAAAGCUUCCUCGUGGCAACCAUGUCCAGGAUUUCAGCAGGAUGCUCAUGGAUGGCGUCAGGUCCAAGGACGACAAUCUGAUGGAAAGUACCGGUAACACCGUGCUCGAUCUGCUCCUGAGUCCUCCAGAGGGCGUCGUGAGUGAUUGUGCCAGUGAAAGUCCGUCGUUCUCGGUCCGUUCCAUGUCUGUCGAGUCAACCCCGUCGCUUGAUCCCGACGGGGAUUCGCCCGGCAGCUUUCCGAUUCCAUCCACCCCCUCCAGCCAACGAAGCCCUCUCGAGAGGAGAUAUCGACGUCUGUCAGUCUCAGAAAACUGCGCGUUCGACCACCCACUUUUAGAGACCGAACUUCCAGAACUAGACUGGGAGGAGCCCGCCAGCCACGCCCCUCCGUUGCCUGAACCGAUUCCUUCCAAGACGCCUACGCAACUCCGGUCUUUUCCGCGGUUAGGCUCUUCUUUCAAGUCUAAUUUGACUGCCUCUCUCCGCGCCAUCAAAUCGGCAGCGCAGUCGGUUUCGACAUUCGCAACGCCGUCUGUCCAACCGGACGAUUUCCUUACGCGAUCUCUGUUUACGAUCACCCCAGAGAUGACAGAUGACCGCCGGCCUCCGCCCAUGAAUGAACCACCGUCUCCAGCUCUCAGACGUUAUCUGAACCCGAUCGUUUCUCCCGCAGAACUCUACGCGUACCACGACUAUCCGAACGAGAAUGUGGACUCCCACGACUGUCCGGUUUCUGUCCAAAUGCAGACGUACCAUCGCUCGGGCAAGAAGCAGGGCAACCGCAAGAGUAGCUUCCACCUUGCUGGCUCCGAAGGCCGCGACCGAAAUUUGCUACCUUUUGACCCAGAAAUCCCUCCCAUGACACGUCCGCGCGAGCCCCGAGAGAACUGCGACUUUUUGCGCAUGGUCGUGCUUGAGAUGAACAUGCGCCGGAGCGGCAAGCUGCGUGACGACAUUCCUACACGGGCGCGGGUCUGGUUACCACCCCGGAAGGGCAUCCAGCACCGGUUUACACCUUACGUGGACGAGGAAGACGAAGAGCGCGUACUAUUGUUCAGCAUGUCUUGGAUUGUAUUAUUAAUCCGGAUAUCGCUCCAAAGUACAUAG
Messenger RNA from Aspergillus terreus NIH2624, 1491 nucleotides. RefSeq lists its product as uncharacterized. NCBI's taxonomy places the organism in Eukaryota, Fungi, Ascomycota, Eurotiomycetes, Eurotiales, Aspergillaceae. The record is from RefSeq and is a predicted model, not a curated record. The coding region runs from base 1 to 1491 and encodes 496 amino acids. The transcript has 2 exons.